CUCUCCCGGACUGCAGCUCCACCGUCCGGUCCUAGGCUUUCUCCGGGGUCCUCCCCGGCCCCUGAGCGGACACAGGGACUCGAGGCCGGGCAUGCGGGGCGCCAUGAAGGGCCGCUGCCCGACGGACACAACGGCGGAGGGGCUGGCCGGGUGACGGCCCUACUGGGCCGAGACAUGUGGAGCCCUGGCGGAAACCUGCUCCAGACGCUCCCCCGGCUCCUGCAGCACGCCUUCCUCCCGGGCCGCUCGGAGCUGUCGGCCCACUGGGCCCUGCAGCGGGCGGCGGCGGCGGGCGGGGACCAGCCCCAGCCCCAGGACCGCCUCCCCCGCGGGGGCGGGGCGAGCGCGGCUGCGGCUGCGGCGGCGGCCUCGGGCGCCCUGCUCGGCGCCUAUCUAGAGCGCCACAGUCCGCCCGAGGCCUCCGAGCUGUCGACGCCGGGCGGGGCCUUGGCGGGCGGCCCCGGGAGCGGCGGCGGCGUGGUGGUCGGCGUGGCCGAGGUGAGAAACUGGCGCUGCUGCUGCCUCGGCAGCACCUGUUGGUGCCGGAGCUUCGCGCUGGUGUGCGUGCUGGCCGCCCUGUGCUUCGCUUCCCUGGCCCUGGUCCGCCGUUACUUGCAGCACCUCCUGCUCUGGGUGGAAAGCCUCGACUCGCUGCUAGGGGUCCUACUCUUCGUCGUGGGCUUCAUCGUGGUCUCGUUCCCCUGCGGCUGGGGCUACAUCGUGCUCAACGUGGCCGCCGGCUACUUGUACGGCUUCGUACUGGGCAUGGGACUGAUGGUGGUGGGCAUCCUUAUAGGCACUUUCAUCGCCCAUCUGGUCUGCAAGCGGCUGCUCACUUCCUGGGUGGCCGCCAGGAUCCAGAGCAGCGAGAAGCUGAGCGCCGUUAUUCGCGUCGUGGAGGGAGGAAGCGGCCUAAAAGUGGUGGCGCUAGCCAGACUGACCCCCAUACCUUUUGGGCUCCAGAAUGCAGUGUUUUCGAUUACUGAUCUCUCAUUACCCAAUUAUCUGAUGGCAUCUUCAGUUGGACUGCUUCCUACCCAGCUUCUGAAUUCUUACUUGGGUACCACCUUAAGGACAAUGGAUGAUGUCAUUGCAGAACAGAGCGUUAGUGGAUAUUUUGUUUUUUGUUUACAGAUUAUUAUAAGUAUAGGUCUCAUGUUUUAUGUAGUUCAUCGAGCUCAAGUGGAGUUGAAUGCAGCUAUUGUUGCUUGCGAAGUGGAACUGAAAACCUCUCUGAUUAAAGGCAAUCAACCAAAUACCAGUGGCUCUUCAUUCUACAAGAGGAUCUUACCAUUUUCUGGAGGUGGAAUCAAUAUUGUAUGAUUCUAAUGGAAUGUAUGAUUGUCAAGACCCUAGUGUGCUGUCCAGAGCCUAGUUGUCCCACUAGUGGGCAGAGAUAAGUUUUAAUUGUAUUACAGCACAAACAAAACUGACUGGUUUUUAAAUUGCACAGUUUUUUAAAAAGAAGAAUCAUUUUCUGGAUAUGUAAGUGUAAACGUAGGAUGCAGUUUUGGCUGCACCUCUUUAUUAGUUAUCAUGCCUAUAAUGGCCUAUAGGUCUGCACUUUAGUAUUUUUUUAAUUGUUUUAUUUCUGAGUACUUAUGAACAGAGAAAUAUCCCAAAUAUUUUUCUGCUUAGUGUCUUUAUUUAUAAAGCCCGUAUGCAUCUUUUUCCUGAUAAAGAUGAGUAAAAGUAUGCAAAUUUAAGUGUAGAGUGUUACUGAAUGUUCUUUGCUUUGGCAGUCUUUCCAGAAAGGAUAAAUAGUGUUUUUUGUUCUGUUUUGUUAUUAUUGCUUUAAGUGGGACCACUUUGCUUCCCUUGUCCUUUAGAGUUAGAAAACAGGUAUUACCUUUUGGUUGAAUGUAUUUUUGCAGGUUGUCACAUUGUUGCAGGGCCAUUUAUACAUUUUCACACAAGCUUAAAUCCUACAUUGUGGGACUGAAGUGCUCUUAAGAAAACUUUUUAUUUUCACUGUGUAAUAUGCAAAGCAAGGGGAAAUUAUUUAAUGGGUGGUGGUUCAAAUUAGAACUCAUGUUCUAAUUUCAUUACGUUGGCUCUACCCCCCCUUCUGUCUUUCCGCAAAGGGCUGUCCCAUUGCAAUCUUACUAAAACAUUUUAUGAAAAUAAACCUUUUUCUUUUUAUAUCCAUAAUUAGGCUUUAAGAUAAAGAUGUUAUUCCUUUAAAAUGAUGGACUUACCAUCAUUGACGAUGUCACUCAGGUGGCCUUGUUUGAUCAAAAUGCCUUUUAACAAAACCAAGCUUUAAAAUCAUGCUUAUAAUUCCAUUAAAGUUCGUCAUAUAUAUUUGCCUCCAUAGUCCUCAGCUUUAAAAUUAUAAAUAUAUUAAUUACAUGCCCAAAUUUGUAGUAUUUCCCCUACUCUAGAGUAGAUUUAUUUUGUUUGUUUUUCAAUAUUUGUUUUUCUCUGAUAAGACUCAGGAAUUCUGAAAUGUGAAAUUAAGUGUCUCAGUUCUUCCUCUUGUAGCAUGAAUUGAGUGUAUUUAUUAAUAGCUCUUACAAGCAUAGAAUACAAUAAUUUGGCAUAUGGCUCAUAUGAAAAUGUAUUACUCAUUUAACACUUAUAUUAAAUAUUAAAAUAGUUUGUGAACUUAGUUUUUUUCUACAGAUGAAAUUAUAGAUAUUAAUGCAUGAUGCAAAUUUUCUGAUCCUUUUUUUUUUGCUUUAAAAGAUUCCAACUUAUCAGAGAUCUCAGUCUAUUUGCCUUUCCAUUAGAUAAAAGUUUUGCCCUAAUUUACUAAAAUACAAGAGUUCUUUGGAAGCAAAUUGUUCUAGUCUUAUGCUAGAGGUAUUUGAUCAUUUUAAUGUGUAAUUUCUUUACACUAUUGGAAGUAUAAUUGUUUUCCUUUCCUUUAUAAUGCAUCAGUUUCCUCACUUUUGAGUAACAGUAAAGUUUGUUUAUAUGCUCAUAGCAAGAAGACCUCCAUGCAAAAGGCUUUGAGAGGUACCUGGGUCUACAGCACAUAACUGGCCUCCAAAUCCUUCCUUAUUUUAUUGUUAGAAAACACAUAGUAUUGGAAUAUUCUUAUUCUUUUUGAAUCCUAAUUACUUGGGUUUUAAAAAAAAAAGACUGUAGUUUAAUAAUCCCAAUGAAUAAUACAUUUGAUAUUCUUUUCUGUAUAACUUGACAAUACUUUUCUUGUGCUUUUUGUUUGUUCGUUAGUUUUUGUUAAAGGAAUCAUUGCUUGUCUUCAUAUUUGUUGUACGCUUCUUGUAUUUUGAAGUGCAUUUAUUUACUUAGUAUUUUGUAACUUGGAUAAUUUCACCAAAUGAAUACUUUUGGUAAUUCGUAAUGAGUUCUUCCAAAUGUUACAUUUUGCUUGGUACUUGUAAUAAAUAUAUAAAGGUCAAAGAGAAAUAAUUUUUCUGUAUUCUGCCAAUCAUAAUUUUAUAUAAUAAAAUCAUCCAUUUUUCUUAAAGAAAAAUAGUAUGGAUUGACUGUUUCUAAAAUACUUUAUCUAUAACUGCAGUUUUCCUUUUCUUCAACAUUUGCAGCCUCCGAGUAAACCACAGUCAUUAUAGUUGAGUUUGAUAGCUCAAUUUGAUUGCUGGGCUUUUAGGGCGUGCUUACUAUAAAUUGUGCAAAGCAUUGCCAUGCCUUAUUCACAUCAUCUUUAGUCCUGCAUCACAUAUUAUGGCAGCUGCAGAUCUCUACAGUCCUCCCCAUGUUGCCAAGUACUGCCUCGAUCCUUAUAGGGUAUAUUGAUAAUGUAAGAUGUUCUGGAAUUACCAAAUAGUUUAAGUUCAGUAUAAGGUUGCUUUAUGCACAUUUAAAAUAGCAUACAGUACACCUAAUCUCCAAAUAUGAAGAAAGAUAUGUUCUACCUUUAAUUCCUCAGGACUUUCCCAAAGUUUUUCACGUUUUCAGGUUUAUUGUUAAUAAUUUGUUACUCUUUGCCAAACUUUGUAAUGUAAAUUACCGCACAUC
Messenger RNA from Choloepus didactylus (southern two-toed sloth), 3945 nucleotides. It is a transcript of the gene TMEM64, whose product is annotated as transmembrane protein 64. Bases 175 to 1323 code for a protein of 382 amino acids. Lineage: Eukaryota; Metazoa; Chordata; Mammalia; Pilosa; Megalonychidae. The transcript is spliced from 3 exons. The record is from RefSeq and is a predicted model, not a curated record.